AAGCAACCACUGCCGUCGGGCGCGGAAGGAAUGGAGGUGUCCUAGAGCUCUAUGAGAUCAGGGGAUCCCCCCAAAAAAGCAAGGGUACCAAGACUGGGGCUGCUAGUUCUGAGCCAUGGAAAAGAAUGAUGCCAUUGACUUCAAGGCUUUGGAGAAAGAGCUACAGGCUGCACUCGCUGCUGACGAGAAAUACAAAAGGGAGAAUGCUGCCAAGCUCCGGGCAGUUGAGCAGAGGGUGCCUUCCUAUGAGGAGUUCAGAGGUAUUGUCCUUGCAUCACAUCUCAAACCACUGGAGAAGAAGGACAAGCUGGGGGGGAAGAGAACUGUGCUCUGGAACUGUCACACUACUCGGGAAAGGACCUUCCAGGAUGUGGCCACUGAAAUUUCCCAGGAACAGGAGAAAUCACCCUUCCAGCCUGGAACCUCUUCGGAGUUUUACCGUGACUGGAGGCGACACUUGAGAAGUGGGCCAGAGCGCUACCAAGCCCUUCUUCAGCUUGGGGGUUCCAAGGUGGGCCAGCUCUUCCAGAAGGAUGUGGGCUUUGGACUUCUGGGAGAGCUGCUGGUGGCACUGGCUGAUCAUGUGAAGCCAAAUGACCGGACAACAGUGUUAGUGAUCCUGCACAGUUUGGCUAAUACUGGCCGGUUCACCCUGAACCUGAGCCUGCUGAGCCAUGCAGAGAGAGAGAGCUGCAGACGCUUGUUUCAGAAGUUGCAGGCCAUGGAUACCGCCAGACCCAUGCAGGAUUGUCUCAGCAUGGAGGAGCAGCCAGGUGGGACCCAGGGGGAGGAGGGGCUCCUACAGGAACUGCUAGGACUGUAUGGGGUUGAUUGAUAGGACUGAUUGCUUGUAGCAUCCCCAGUGGUUUCAGAAAGCAUUUUGUGGUGAUUGUUUUGGGGUUUCUGAGAACUGUUGUGAGGAACCCACACCCACUUUCCUUUUCAAUUAGUGAGCUUGGCCACUUCUCCAGUCUUUGAACCAUGUGACUCCCCAGGACAGGCAAGGGCUGUUUUGCUUCCCAUCCUCCAAGUCUACAAUGCCUCUAGCUUCCUGGCCCUGAGAGAUGGGUAUGUUCUCAACUAAAUGCUGGUCUCACCAGAUACAGCCACCACUCAGGAAAAUAAAUAAGCUAACUCAUUCACCUUUCAUGAAAAAUAAACACUGAUCAUAACUCUUAACCAGAAUAUUUAUAACCCAGAGCCAGUGAACAGACAGCUAAUCAGCAAUGAGCAACUGCUACUUCAUUUGAGGUGCAGAAUUUUCCCCUAGGGACUGAAUUCUUAUGCAGGUUGCGCCUGGGAAAUCCCCAAGUCAUUGGCUCAGGACUGGCCAGCAUCCCAGAUGGCCAGCUGUGCAAGAAGAGGGUUUCCUCCAUCUUUCAGAUUGAUGAGAGGGAAGGAUUUUAUCCGGGGUAGGCAGGGAGGGGGGGGGUUCCAGCUCAUUCUAGCUUCUCCAUUCUUGGGAGAGUGCCAGUGUUCUAGAAAGAUGAAAGAAUGGUAGGUUCUAGAAUGAUUUUCCCUUGAGAUCAGGCCUAGAACAUUAGAAGGACAUCUUGUAUAUCAGCUGGGAAUAAAUUACCUUGCAUUUUGGC
This is a messenger RNA of Nannospalax galili (Upper Galilee mountains blind mole rat), 1592 nucleotides long. It is a transcript of the gene Dnaaf19, whose product is annotated as coiled-coil domain containing 103. Gene Ontology annotation, cellular component: outer dynein arm. The record is from RefSeq and is a predicted model, not a curated record. The transcript is spliced from 4 exons. Gene Ontology annotation, biological process: determination of left/right symmetry; inner dynein arm assembly; epithelial cilium movement involved in extracellular fluid movement. NCBI's taxonomy places the organism in Eukaryota, Metazoa, Chordata, Mammalia, Rodentia, Spalacidae. Bases 116 to 835 code for a protein of 239 amino acids.